Messenger RNA from Tigriopus californicus, 1892 nucleotides. RefSeq names its product NADH-ubiquinone oxidoreductase 49 kDa subunit-like (gene ND-49). The record is from RefSeq and is a predicted model, not a curated record. The transcript has 7 exons. NCBI's taxonomy places the organism in Eukaryota, Metazoa, Arthropoda, Copepoda, Harpacticoida, Harpacticidae. Gene Ontology annotation, biological process: mitochondrial electron transport, NADH to ubiquinone. Gene Ontology annotation, molecular function: NADH dehydrogenase (ubiquinone) activity; quinone binding; NAD binding.
GAUGCUGCAGUUAGUUGCUGCAGUUACUCAAUCCCCCCAUUUUCUUGGCUUACCUUUUACUUGUUACGUCCCUCCGUCCUCCAAUCAAUUGUUGAAUUUCUUCGGACCCCUGGUGAUCCCAUACCCGAUCCAGUAUGGCGGCAACGAGUGGACGACUCUUGGGAGCCAAGAUUUGGAGCUCAAGCUGGGCCAAAAUGGUUCAGUGCGCCUCCUCACCCGUACCCCUGAUGCCCACGUCCACCACUGCCACCACCAUUUCCAGGUCGGUGCAUCAGAGUGCGGCGGUGAGUGCUCAACAUUGGUAUCCGGAUCGAGAGUAUUGCCUGAAGCGAGAGUCGGGCGUUUUGCUCAUACCGGAGGAUCCCCGGCAACCCUCGGGAUUUGUUACGGAUCCAUCGACAAUUCCACGCGUGUCCUUGACCGAUUUCCCCGAAGAUGCGCCCGAGAAAUUCAUCAAGAACAUGCAACUCAACUUUGGACCUCAACAUCCGGCCGCUCACGGCGUGUUGCGACUGGUCUUGCAAAUGGAUGGCGAGAUUGUGGCCCGGGCUGACCCGCAUAUUGGGUUAUUGCAUCGCGGCACUGAGAAACUCAUCGAAUACAAGACCUACUUGCAAGCCUUGCCCUAUUUUGACCGCUUGGACUAUGUGUCCAUGAUGUGUAACGAGCAAUGCUUCUCCUUGGCCAUCGAGAAGCUCUUGAACAUUGAUGUCCCUCUGCGGGCCAAGUAUAUUCGAGUCAUGUUUGCCGAACUUACUCGGAUCCUGAAUCACAUCAUGGGCAUCGGCACUCAUAUUCUGGAUGUGGGUGGCAUCACGCCUUUCUUUUGGCUUUUUGAAGAGCGCGAAAAAAUGAUGGAAUUCUAUGAGCGAGCUUCAGGGGCUCGCAUGCAUGCCGCCUACAUUCGACCCGGAGGUGUCCAUCAGGAUAUUCCAAUUGGGUUGCUCGAUGACAUCUACGAGUUCAUUUCCAAAUUUGGUCAACGCUUGGAUGAAGUGGAAGAUUUGAUUACGACUAACCGUCUGUGGGUGCAUCGCACUGAAAACAUUGGCGUCAUUUCCGCCGUAGACGCCUUGGAAUGGGGAUGUUCCGGUGUCAUGCUUCGAGGCUCGGGAAUUAAAUGGGAUUUGCGAAAGUCCCAGCCCUAUGAUGCGUAAGACUUGGUGGACUUUGAUGUUCCAAUCGGCCGAAACGGAGAUUGCUACGACAGGUACUUGGUCCGAAUGCGUGAAAUGCGAGAAUCGCUCCGGAUUGUUGAGCAAUGCCUCAACCAAAUGCCUGAGGGCGACGUUCGGACCGAUGAUGCCAAGUGUGUGCCUCCUUCCCGUGCCGAAAUGAAGACCUCCAUGGAAGCUCUCAUUCAUCACUUCAAAUUGUACACACAAGGAUUCACUGUCCCUGCUGGGAGCACUUACACGGCUAUUGAGGCGCCUAAAGGUGAAUUUGGAGUGUACUUAGUGUCGGACGGAUCCAGCAAACCUUAUCGUUGCAAGAUCAAGGCCCCAGGAUUUGCCCAUUUGGCCCUUAUGGAUCACAUUGGCAAAAAUCACUUCCUGGCUGAUAUUGUCGCAAUUAUUGGCACAUUGGACGUCGUGUUUGGGGAAAUUGAUCGAUGAAACAGAUGUUGUUACCCCCAUUGCUACAUAUAAGCACCCAACUAGCAACAGUCUUUUUUUUAUUCCUUAAAAUUCAAAAUCAAGCCGACUAAGAUGAGGAUCAAUAUAAAAAAUAAGAUCAGAAAACCAAGCACCAAAAAUACGAUCCCUAAGUAUUGCGAUGGUAUUCCCAAUACUGAGCCAUGGUGUGGAUGGCCUGAAAUCGAAGGCAAAUAUAUAAUAUUCGUUCUGUAUGACAACUAAUUUAAAAGAAAUGCAUUCUUUUCUUCUUACCCA